AUGGCAGUCAAAGUUCCUGAGGCGCCAAGACCGACCUUGAUCCACUACAACAAAGAGAUCUCCAAGUGCUCCAAGUGUAAAGGAGAGCAGUGGCAGAGGGCCAUUAUGCUACUGCGGAAGGUGCAAAGAAACGACUUGGAAGCCAAUGUCAUUAGCUACAACUCAACCAUCAGCGCCAUCGGCCAGUGGAAUCGAGCCAUUCAUUUGCUCAAGGAGGUUCAGAUGAAGGAUUUGGAAGCCGAUGUCAUCAGUUUCAGUACCACCACGAGUGCAUCUCAAAAGGCUACCGAGUGGACCUGGGCUGUGUUGGGGCUUGAGAUGAUGAGAACCUCAGGGAUGAAACCAAAUGAGAUCAACUAUGGAACUGCACUCGGUGAGAACUGGCAGCAGGCUCUGGAGAUGUUUUCUGAGAUGUCGAUGUCAAGACUGCGGAAAAACGUCAUCUCAUAUGGCAGCUUGAUGUGCAUUUGCGAAGCUGCCGGAAAGUGGCAGGAAGCAGUUCUGCUCCUAAAAGCCCUGGAAGAUGCGGCCCUAAGCCCAAAUGCCUUGAUUUUUCGUGCUGCCAUUGGAGCCUGUGGCGCCCAGUGGCAGCAUGCGCUCAAACUGCUGAGCCAGGCAAAAGAGUUGAAACAAAGAAACUUGAUGACUUGCAAUGAAGCUAUCUCAGCUUGUGGUAAAGCUGGUGAAUGGCAACAGUCUUUGAAGAUCCUCAUUGAGUUGAUCGAACAUGGACAUCUCAGCCCUGAUGCGAUUUCCUUUGGAGCCGCCAUGAGCAGCUGUGAGAAAUUCUCGGAAUGGCAGCAGGUCCUGGAGUUGCUGCAGCUGGCUGGGGGGCUCGGUACCACGGAUGCUGUCCUGUACAAGUUGGGCAUCAGCGGUUGUGGGGCAGCAGCUGCAUGGCAGGCCAACUUGGACAGAUCUCUCCUCAACAGCGCUAUCUCGGCCUGUCGGUCAUGGCAGCAGGCAGUGGCUCUGCUGAGCCGGGCCAGGGCUUUGCAGGUGCUGCCAGACACGGUGAGCCACAACUUGUUACUGAGCUCCCUGGGCGCUGAGGAAUGGCCAACGGCCCUAAAGACUCUGAGGUCCCUAAAAACUGCCCGAAUUGUGGGGGGGAUUAUCAGCUACAAUGCCUUGAGCAGUGGCUUGGGAAAAGCCGGGAGAUGGCGAAAGGUGCUAGAGACCUUGACCUUCAUAGGUUCCAACCACUUGGAAGCUACCGACAUCACUCACACCGCGGUUCUGUCCAGCCUAGGCCACCCACAAACCUCAGUCUCGAUGCGGAGAUGGCGGCUGGCGCUGCUGUUGCAGGGCCGCCUGGAAGAGCGCAAUGGCAUCAUUUGCAACGCGGCCAUCGGGGCCUGUGAAGCGGCUGGCAGGUGGUCUGAAGCAUUGGCUCUACUGGAAGAGACCCGAAAACUGGGGCGAGUCAGCAGCAUCAGCUUCAAUGCCACCAUCAGCAGCUGCCAGAAGGCUUCAGUUUGGCAACUGGCAAUUUUUUUGUUGCACAAGAUGGAAGAGGAGAGAUGUUUGGCCAACGUGAUCAGUUGUAAUUCUGCGAUCUCUGCCUGUGGUGAUGCUUCCGAAUGGCAGGCUGCCAGCUGUUUGUUGGAGAUGAUGAUGGGUCAGCCCGGUCAGCUUGAGCCGAAUGUUGUAAGCUGCAAUGCCAUGCUCAGUGCUUGUGCAAAUGCCAACGUUUGGCAGCAGACUCUGGCCUGGUUGGGCUGGGCAGUUUCCAGGAGCCUGGAGGUUGAUGUGAUCACUUGCAAUGCGGUCGUAAGUGCCUGUGAAGAUGCAGGCAGGUGGCAGCAGUCCUUGAUGUUGCUGGAUGUAUUUGCCAACAAGCAGGUGAAGUGCAACAUCAUCUCAUGCAAUGCUGUCAUCAGCGCCUGCGAGAAAGCGAGUGCAUGGCAGCAGGCCUUAUUCCUCCUCCAUGCAACGAAGCUUCAGAGACUUCAGCCGAGCGUCGUCACGUACAACGCUGCCAUCAAGUCGGCUGAGGGUGGUACUGCCUGUAGCUGCUGGCAGCAGCAGCUACUUCUGCUGAUGGAGAUGGAAAUGAAUGGCCUGCGACCCAAUGUGGCCACCUGUGCUUCGGUGUUGAAUGCUUUCACCAGGCAUCAGAUGAUCCAUUCCAUCUUGCAGAUCUUGGAUCGGAUGGAUGGGAUGGCGAUGGCGACAUGGAUGGCGACCGCUGGGUAGGUCAUUGACAUCGCAGUUUCAGCUGCCUGGGAGCACAGAAGCACAGCUGUCAUCCCUGGUGCAACAUGGUGCAACAUCAUUUCCCACAUCUGCAAGAAAGGUAGCGUCGUAGCCUUUCAGAUUGACCACUCACACCUGGAUCAAA
This is a messenger RNA of Cladocopium goreaui, 2344 nucleotides long. Lineage: Eukaryota; Dinophyceae; Suessiales; Symbiodiniaceae. The record is from the annotation of a GenBank genome assembly.